AUGCACUUGGACUGGUGUUUCAUGCAACGCAGCUGGAAGUGUCAGCAAGCUAAACCUUUCCACUGUGGUAUUCAAGGUACGCUAUAUGAGUUUUCAUUCUUGUCCUUUCCUAAUCUUGAAUAUCUUAACCUCGGUGUCAACAAACUCUUUGAUGCCAUCCCACCUCAAAUCAAUACCUCUCCAAACUCCACCAUCUUGAUCUCUCCCAAAAUCAGUUUUUCCGGGAGAAUCCCACCAGAAAUCGGUCUCCUGAGAAAUCUUACCUACCUCUAUCUCUAUCGUAAUAAACUUUCUGGUUUGAUUCCUAAGGAGAUAGGAAACUUGAAAUCUCUUGUAGAUCUAGAGUUGUCCCACAACAAUUUAACUGGUCUCAUUCCUCCAAAUAUUGGUAGGAAACUUGAAAUCUCUUGUAGAUCUAGAGUGUCCUACAACAAUUUAAGUGGUCUCAUCCCUCCAAAUAUUGGUAACUUAAUAAACCUAACCACUUUGUACUUGAAUGACAAUCAACUUUCUGGUUUGAUUCCGAAGGAGAUAGGAAACUUGAAAUCUCUUAUAGAUCUGGUUGUCCACAACAAUUUAACUGGUCCCAUUCCUCCAAAUAUUGAUCUAGAGUUGUCCUACAACAAUUUAAGUGGUCUCAUCCCUCCAAAUAUUGGAGAUAGGAAACUUGAAAUCUCUUGUAGAUCUAGGGUUGUCCCACAACAAUUUAAGUGGUCUCAUCCUCCAAAUAUUGGUAACUUAAUAAACCUAAACACUUUGUACUUGCAUUCCAAUCAACUUUCUGGUUUGAUUCCUAAGGAGAUAGGAAACUUGAAAUCUCUUGUAAAUCUAGCUUUGGAGCAGAAUCAACUCAACGAUUCAAUUCCAGCCUCUUUUGCCAACUUGAGCAACUUGGAGAUCUUAGUCCUACGCGAUAACCAACUUUCCGGCUCCAUUCCCCAAGAGUUAGAGAAUCUCAAGAAUUUGACUCGACUGCACUUGGAUACAAACCAGUUGUCUGGUUAUUUGCCCCCAAAUAUCUGCCAAGGUGGAAAACUCACAAACUUGUCAGUAGAAACAAACAAUUUGACUGGUUCAAUCCCCAAAAGCUUGAAAAAUUGCUCGAGCUUAGUGAGAGUUCAUCUUGAGCAAAACCAUUUGACGGGCAAUAUAUCUGAAGACUUCGGUGUUUAUCCGAAUCUUGAUUUUAUGAACAUAAGCCAUAACAACUUGUAUGGAGAAAUCUCACACAACUGGGGACAAUGCCCAAAGCUAAAAACCCUACUAAUGGCAGGAAACAACCUUACUGGUAGCAUACCACUUGAGAUAGGCAACGCAACCCAAAUUCAUAUGCUGGACUUUUCUUCAAAUCAUUUAGUUGGGUUGAUCCCAAAAGAAUUCGGGAAGUUGUCUUCAUUGGUGAAGUUGAUGUUGAAUGGAAAUCAACUUUCGGGUCGUAUACCGUCAGAAUUCAGAUCAUUGAAUGAUCUUGAAUAUCUUGACUUGUCAACAAAUAAAUUCAAUGACUCAAUUCCGGGGAUUCUAGGUGACUUGCUCAAAUUAUACCAUCUGAAUUUGAGCAACAACAAGUUAUCUCAAGCAAUUCCUUCACAGUUGGAGAAGUUAGUUCAAUUAAACGAACUGGAUUUAAGUCAUAACUCACUUGAAGGUAGCAUACCAUCAGCAAUGAGCAAUAUGAAGAGUUUGGUUACGCUCAAUCUUUCCCACAACAAUCUUUCGGGUUCCAUACCAUCAAGUUUUGAAGACCUGGGUGGCUUGUCGUACGUUGACAUAUCCUACAAUCACUUAGAAGGUCCCCUUCCCAACAUCAGUGCAUUUCGAGAAGCUCCACCAGAAAGAUUGAAAGGUAACAAGGGAUUGUGUGGCAAAGUUGGAGCUCUGCUGCCACCCUGCAAUGCACUUGGCUCAAAAAAGGACCAAAGGGUCAUAUUCUCUGUUCUAGCUGUAUUUGUACUUCUAUUCGCUCUUUUUACAAUUGUCUUUGUAAUAGUGCAAAGAAAGAAGAACCAUCAAGAUACUAAACAAAACCAUAUGCAUGGAGAAAUUUCCUUUUCGGUUUUAAAUUUUGAUGGAAAAUCAAUGUAUGAGGAAAUCAUAAGGGCAACAGAAGAUUUUGAUUCCACAUAUUGCAUUGGGAAGGGAGGACAUGGAAGCGUCUAUAGAGUGAAUUUGUCAUCUGGAGAGGUAGUGGCCGUGAAGAAACUCCAUCUGCUAUGGGAUGGCGAGACAGAAUUUCAGAAGGAGUUCUUGAAUGAAGUAAGGGCACUCAGUGAGAUAAGACAUCGGAAUAUUGUGAAGCUCUAUGGUUUCUGCGCACAUAAACGACACUCGUUUUUGGUGUAUGAGUAUCUUGAAAGAGGUAGCUUGGCUGCAAUGUUGAGCAAAGAUGAAGAAGCUAAAGAGUUGGGGUGGAGUAAAAGGGUGAAUAUUGUUAAAGGCUUAGCUCAAGCCUUGUCUUACAUGCACCACGAUCGCUUGCAACCGAUUGUACAUCGUGACAUCUCAAGCAAGAACAUUUUAUUGGAUUCUGAACAUAAGGCAUGUGUUUCAGACUUUGGCACUGCUAAGUUUUUAAAUCCAGACUCAACUAAUUGGACUACCGUUGCAGGCACAUAUGGCUACAUGGCACCAGAGCUUGCAUAUACAAUGGAAGUGAAUGAGAACUGUGAUGUUUAUAGCUUUGGUGUGGUCACUUUGGAAAUAAUUAUGGGAAAGCAUCCUGGAGAUCUUCUCUCAUCUUUCUCGUCAGUCUCUUCAUCCUUCUCCUCCUCAUCAUCAUCUGCAUUACCAGCCCAUCAAAUGAAAAUUGUGGAUGUUUUGGACCAACGCAUUUCCCCUCCAACACAUCAACUUGCGAGCGAAGUGGUCUCUCUUAUGAAGGUAGCAUUUUCAUGCUUGAAUUCCAGCCCGAAAUCUCGUCCAACAAUGAAACAAGUUUCUCAUUUCCUCUCAACUGAGAUGUUGCUUUUUUCGAAGCCGAUACAUAUGAUGACAUGUGGUGAAUUGCUUGCUCUUGAUCCUUUGGCUACCUGA
Messenger RNA from Prunus armeniaca (apricot), 3033 nucleotides. NCBI's taxonomy places the organism in Eukaryota, Viridiplantae, Streptophyta, Magnoliopsida, Rosales, Rosaceae. The record is from the annotation of a GenBank genome assembly.